Molecule: messenger RNA, 1768 nt
Organism: Malus domestica (apple)
Lineage: Eukaryota; Viridiplantae; Streptophyta; Magnoliopsida; Rosales; Rosaceae
Product: protein ELC-like
Biological process (GO): protein modification process; protein transport; endosome to lysosome transport
Cellular component (GO): ESCRT I complex
Molecular function (GO): ubiquitin binding
Source: RefSeq, a predicted model, not a curated record
CUCUCUAAAUCGUUUUAUCAAAUAGGCUACAAGAAGAAUAUGGUUGAAAACGAGUGAGACAGAAAAGUCGUGCAAGUCACCGCGGCACGCACUCGCCGGUCCCCAACACGCUCACACUCCCUCCCUUCCGGCAUCUCCCUUUUCUCCUAAGCAAACGUAACAAACAAACAAACAAAUCCCAAUUUCCACCCAAAUUUUCAAUUCGAUCAAAAUUCACUUCGAUCAAAAUCCUCGCCCUUCUCUUCUUCUCGGAAUCUCAAAUCUCAACCUUCCAAACCCGACCCGGUUCAAAUUGCUGCGAUGGUUCCACCGGCGGGUCCAAACCCACCGAACCCCCAACUGAUUCAGCAGUUCCUGAGCUCCGUCCUCUCCCAGCGCGGCCCCUCCGCCCUCCCUUACUCCGAAGACACCAAGUGGCUCAUCCGCACCCACCUCGUCUCUAUCACCUCCGCCUAUCCUUCCCUCGAACCCAAAACGGCGACCUUCACCCACAACGACGGUCGCUCCGUCAACCUCCUCCAGGCCGACGGCACCAUCCCCAUGUCGUAUGAGGGCGUCACCUACAACAUCCCCGUCGUCAUCUGGCUCAUGGAUUCCUACCCUCGCCACCCGCCCUGCGUCUACGUCAACCCCACGCGCGACAUGGUCAUCAAGCGCGCUCACGCCCACGUCAACCCUUCCGGUUUGGUCACCGUCCCCUACUUGCAGAACUGGGUCUACCCAAGCUCCAACCUCGUCGAGCUCGUCAAGAAUCUCAGCGCCGUUUUCGGCCAGGACCCGCCGCUCUUCUCCCAGCGCAGGCCUAAUCCCAGUCCAAACCCUAAUCCUAAUCCCAACGUUGGCCAUUCCACGUCAUCUGUGUCGAAUUCGGGUUAUUCGAGCUACUCGGGCUAUUCUGGAUCUUCCGGUUCGGUUAAUCAUGCCCGUCCGGCGAUCCCGCCGAGGACGUAUCCGCCUUCGCCUUAUGGAAGUAGCGGAUCGUUUUCUCGGGUUCAGGCUGAUGAUCCGAACGAUGUUUUCAAGCGGAAUGCGAUCAAUAAGCUUGUGGAGAUGGUGCACGGCGACAUGGCAGGGUUGAGGAAGACGAGGGAGGCGGAAAUUGAAGGCUUGUUCAAUGCACAGGCGGUGCUGCGGCAGCGAUCCGAGCAGCUCAACAAAGGGUUGAAAGAGAUGGUGGAUGAGAAGGAGGGUUUGGAGCAGCAGUUGCAGAUGGUGCUUAUGAAUUCGGAUGUUUUGGAUGCCUGGUCGAGAGAGAAUGAGGGGAAGACUAGGGGGAGCUUGGAUGGUGAUGUGGACGAUGCUUUCGAAUGCAUUGACCCACUUUCGAAGCAAUUGUUGGAUUGUACCGCCUCUGAUUUGGCGAUUGAAGAUGUUGUGUAUUCUUUGGAUAAGGCAUUGCAGGAUGGGUCAAUAGGCAUUGAGGAGUACUUGAAGAAUGUGAGGUCAUUGUCCCGCAAGCAGUUCUAUCAUCGUGCUACAGCUGCUAAAGUCAGGGCAGUGCAAAUGCAGUCUCAGGUUGCGAAUAUGGCUUCUCGGCUUUCGCAUUAUGUUUCAUCUUAGUAGAAAUGGUAUAGGUUCUUGUUGGAUUCUUGUGCAAAUAUGUCAAUGCUUUCUUGUUCUUGUUCUUUCUUUUCCAAAUUUUUCUUUCACAAUGUUUCUUUAGGGAUGGUUUCUGUGGGAAAUAUAUUGUUGUUCAAUAAGAACUAUAUGGAAACUCAUUUUUGCUCUAGAUUUGUGUAUGAAUAUCAGAUAUAAUCAUUUUUCAUUC